Messenger RNA from Helicoverpa armigera (cotton bollworm), 4209 nucleotides. RefSeq lists its product as uncharacterized. The transcript has 10 exons. The coding region runs from base 233 to 2863 and encodes 876 amino acids. The record is from RefSeq and is a predicted model, not a curated record. NCBI's taxonomy places the organism in Eukaryota, Metazoa, Arthropoda, Insecta, Lepidoptera, Noctuidae. Gene Ontology annotation, molecular function: ATP binding; protein serine/threonine kinase activity. Gene Ontology annotation, biological process: mRNA cis splicing, via spliceosome; peptidyl-serine phosphorylation; peptidyl-threonine phosphorylation.
AAAGCUUCUUCAAGCAAGAUCUUUAUGGCACAGACAAGAUUAAUGUCACGUUUAUUAGUUUUUGUGAAAUGCUUUUGUUAAUAGUAAAAUAUAUAAAAGUUGUUUAAGAAGUAAAGAACAAAAUACUAUUUAUAAAACUCUGAAGAAUAAGUCAUUCCCAGCGACGAAUAACUGGUAAAGACAAACAAUUUUAACUUGAAAGAAUUGUCCGAAUAGUCAGUGAAAGAGGAAAAUGGGAAAAGAAAAGAAAGCAGAGACGGAGUCUGCGAAUGGCGACGCUGUGUACGACGACAGUAAAAAGAAGAAGAAGAGCAAGAAGCAUAAAAAACACAAGCGCGACGACACCACAGUCGAUAAAACGAUCAAAAGGAAAAAGAAAACCAAGAAGGAAAAACAUAAGAGCCCUAAACAAGAAAGUGAGACUUCUCUAUCAGACGUAGAGGAGCUCAUACAGAAAUCGGGACGACAGCAGAUCAAUAAAAGACCGCCAAUCGUAAUAUCUAAAGCCAAAAAUGGUGACGCAUCUCACAAGGGUCAUAGUAAAACUACCUACGUUAGGAAAGUGGAAGACCAAGAAACUUUAGAGAUUAUUUCUUCUAACUCCGAGACUGAAAAUUAUCAAGAAGACUGCGCAAGUCCAGAGCUAACGCUAAUUGAAGAUGACUUAAACCUUGAGGACCUCAUGAAGCAAAAAGAGUUACUACAAGCUCGUCUCGUCGCUUAUUACUCAGAGAAAAGUGACGAUGAAUCAAAAGAUGACAAAUAUAACGAAGUCACAUGUAUUAACGAUGAUACUAGAUCACCCAUUCUUAAAAGGCCAAGGAAAGAUAAAGAUCACGACCAUAGAAGGAGCAGUAAACACAAAUCGAGCAAAGAUCGGUCAUCUGAGAGAGACAAAUAUAAACCUAAGAGACAAGAAGAAGAUUUAAGAGAGAUAAUUAAUAGAGAAAGUAGAAAAGAAAUGGAACGGCGACUAGAAGAAAGGGAGUAUAGAGAAAAGAAGGAGAAGGAGCGUCGGAAAUUAGAAGAGAAGGAACGGGAAAAGAGAAGGGAACGAGAUAGAGAAAGAGAAAUCAGGGAGCGUGAAAGGGAGCGAGAUAGAGAAAAAGAACGGCGAUCUAUAGAACAGCGGAGAAGAGGGGAUAGCAGGGGAGACCUGUUGAAAAUAACGCGGAGGUCACGUGACCGUUCGCCGAGGAAUGCGCGCCGCGAGCAUAGGCACAUGGAUCGCGAGCGACGCUCCCGCGAACAUCAAACGGGCAGGUGGGAGAAGCAGUCGCGCUCCGACCACAGGUCCAAUAAGAACACAUCCAAUGAGGUAGCUCAAAUAGUUCCAAGCUCUAGCGAUGAGGAACUCAACAUAUCUAUUAACACUGAUGAUGAAGAGGAAACUGAAGAACAGAUCAUUGAAAGGCGGCGGAAGCAAAGAGAACAGCUUAUGAAGCGUCUCGGUGGUGAGAACACAGACCCCAAACCGAAACCUGAUGAGACCCCAAUAAUAUCACCCCCACCGAAAUCUGAGCAUAAACCUGACGUGCAAACCAAGACCAGCAUCAGAGUUGGUUCCGAUACUCCAGAGGUUCGAGUAUCGAGUAAAGAGUCCGUGGAUACCAAAGAUAAGAAGAGCGCCAAGGAACCGAAACCAGAUAAACCUUCAACCGAGUUCAUAAAGAGCGUACAAAGUGAAUCGAAGUCCGAAAUUAAAUUGGAGAAGUCAGUCAAGAGCGGGGAGUGGGAUAUGUUUGCUGAUCAAGACAACUUUGAUAGUGUUGAUACACCUACAGCCGGCAAACCGAAGAGUAAAAAUGCAGCAGAAAACCCUUCAUUGACUGACAAUUGGGAUGAUGCUGAAGGAUAUUAUAGAGUACGCAUCGGUGAGAUGCUGGAUAACCGAUACACGGUGUAUGGUUACACGGGACAGGGGGUGUUCUCCAACGUGGUUCGCGCGAGGGACCAAGCGCGGAACAACAGCGAUGUGGCCGUCAAGAUCAUUAGAAAUAAUGAGAUCAUGCACAAGACCGGUCUUCGGGAGUUAGAAAUCCUGAAGCGACUGAACGACGCGGAUCCCGAAGACAAGUUCCACUGUCUGCGCCUAUUCCGUCACUUCUUCCACAAGAGACAUUUAUGUAUGGUCAUGGAACCUCUCAGUAUGAAUCUACGAGAAGUUUUGAAGAAAUAUGGCAAGAAUAGCGGAAUUCACAUCAAAGCUGUACGCAGCUAUACUCAGCAGAUGCUUUUAGCACUAAAGCUAUUGAAAAAAACCGGUAUAUUGCACGCAGAUAUAAAACCGGAUAACAUUCUUGUAAACGAGAACAAACUGAUGUUAAAACUGUGUGAUUUCGGCGCGGCCGGCCACGUAUCUGACAAUGAAAUUACGCCGUAUCUCGUCUCAAGAUUCUACAGAUCUCCUGAAAUUAUACUAGGAGUCCCGUACGACCAUGGCAUAGACAUGUGGUCAACGGCAUGUACCAUAUACGAACUGUCCACUGGAAAAAUCAUGUUCAGUGGAAAAUCAAAUAACGAAAUGUUAAAAUAUUUCAUGGACCUUAAGGGGAAGAUACCAAAUAAGAUAAUCAAGAAAGGCUAUUUUAAGGAACAACAUUUUGACGCUAAUUGUAACUUUUUAUAUCAUGAACUGGAUAAGAUUACUGAAAGGGAAAAAGUAGUUAUAAUUUCAAGUAUAAAACCGACGAGGGACCUUCAAGCCGAACUCGCCCCACCACAUCACCGGCUGCCGACUCCCGAAGCCAAAAAGAUCACACAGUUAAAGGAUUUACUCGAACGCAUGCUCAUGUUAGAUCCCGCUAAGAGAGCCUCGGUCAACCACUGCCUCGCACAUCCGUUUAUACAAGAGAAAAUCUAACAAUACCCACGACCUCCCCCGGGCUACCGGGGCAGGUCCAGAAACCGCUACAAAACUAGAAAAUAGAAUAAUUUAGCCCAAGAGCCAGGGACUGUCAGACCUUCGUUAUUUUAUAAAGGCUGAAACUUUGUUUGUGCAUAGUCUAUCGUUUAUACCUACUGUAAGGCAGAUGCACACACAAAAUUUCAGCCCUUAUAAAAUAACGAAGGUGUAGCAGUCGCUGGCUCUCGAUCUAACCGUCAUUUUACGUGAUUACAGAUAUAUUAGUAAAUUAUAAUGAGUAUCACUUCCGUGAUACAAGGACUGCUAAGUUCCGAACACCGUAAAUUGUUAUUGAAUGAGUAAUGAAAAGUAUUUUAGCUGAUUAUGUUAUCGUAAAGGGAUAGACAAUUGAAUCCGUAGUCACUAAGCUCCAAGUUAUAAAUCGUUGUUUAACUACAGCCUUUAAUAAAGAUUAUUGUUGUUUUUUAAACCAAAAGUUCCAUUACUAAAGGAGGAGUACAUUCAACUGUGCAAUAAUUCCAAUAGAACAAAUAAUUAGAGUGUUAAUAAUUAACUUAUCUUGUUCAAUACAUUAUGAUGAUUUUUAUAUCAAGUGAAUAAUAUGUCUCAAAAAAGUGUUCAUGAAAAGUUGCAUCGAAAAAUGAAUCAUUACAAAUAGCUUAGUACUUAUGUUUUGAAUUUACAAAUUAAUGUUUUUAGAUGAUGAUUACUUGGAAGAGCGGUAUUACUUAAUUCAUUAAUCUUUUAUCGGUACCUACUGUAAGAAAGCCUUUUACUAAAAACUGUUGUUGUGCGAGUUUUCCAUAUUUAUGAUUCAAAUUGAAUUCAAGUUUUAUGUUUUUAUACGUCCUAAAGAGCGGUUAUACUUAAUGAAAACUUCCAAUGUGAUUUAACUUUGCCUUCCAUAGUAGUUCAAGAAAACAUUCACUUCUGUCAGAAUUUUAACUUAUCCUACUCUGUCUGUACCUCGCAUCAACGAAGCCUACUAAUUAGGUGCUAGGUGGUUCAUGAAUGGUUGUAAUUUUGUUUAUGAUCUUUCCAAUCUAUGUAAGUUCAUGACUAAAAAUCUUCCAUAUUCCAUGAUAAUAACUACAGACAGCAUUAUACCCUUAAAACAAGUAACGCCACCUAGUAAUAGUCUUUGAUACAUCCCAAUUAGUCUUUUGUAAAUAAAGAUUUAUUAAAAAUAACGACAAUUCCUAGUAAAUUGAUUGUUUCAGAAAGUAAAUCAGUGGCGCAAGUUAUUUAAUGCUUGUACGAGUAGUGUUUGUGUUCCACUACUGUGGUACAAGAUUGUUGAACUUGCAUGAAGUCAAUGAUGAGAAUAAAUUAUUUAGGUACCA